This is a messenger RNA of Saccharomycopsis crataegensis, 1260 nucleotides long. Its product is annotated as Scs3 protein. Gene Ontology annotation, biological process: phospholipid biosynthetic process; lipid storage; lipid droplet organization. The transcript has a single exon. The record is from RefSeq and is a predicted model, not a curated record. Gene Ontology annotation, molecular function: coenzyme A diphosphatase activity. NCBI's taxonomy places the organism in Eukaryota, Fungi, Ascomycota, Saccharomycetes, Ascoideales, Saccharomycopsidaceae. Gene Ontology annotation, cellular component: endoplasmic reticulum membrane. The coding region runs from base 1 to 1260 and encodes 419 amino acids.
AUGUCUUCGUUCUCUCCACAUGAUGAAUCUCUGUCAAAAGUCACAUCGUUACCGAAAGGAAAAAGUAACAAUAGCGCCUCAGAGUCGCCACUACUAGGUGAUUCAAACGUAUCAUAUUCGGAGUCCUCGGUGUAUGAAUUGCCUUUGAACAAAGUAACGAAGCUCAUCUCCGCCACCGCCAGGAAAUUGAGAUUAUCCGGUCCCGAACUUGUUGUACUUUGUAUAUAUCCAACGAUUAUGAUGGUUGGUCAAGUUAUGCAUUUGGUAAGGACUUUGUUUUUGAGUGGGAAUGAACUAGAAAAUGACUGGUUGCUCCACAAGAACUACUUUACGCAGAAGCGUAAUAUCAUCAACGUAAUUUUCGUCAAGCAAGGAUGGGGCUGGACCAGUGCAGUAUACUUUUACCUUAUCGGCAGUUGGGUCCUUUUGAAAAUUAGUCCAUUAUCUCCGAAACUGGCAGAUGGUAAAAGUUGCAUACCCGUUAGGAAGGUUAGUGGAAGCAUUUUACGUUACUUGAUGGCCACAUUGUGGUGGGUUUUCUUCACCCAAUGGUUUUUUGGCCGGCCUUUGAUGGACCGGGUGUUCCUUGCUACUGGAGGUAAAUGUACUAGUAUUGCCCACUCUGAGAGGUUAUUGAACUACAUUGAUAGAAAUCCUGACUUGAAAAAUGAAUUAAGGAAGAUUGAAAUCGACUCUGGCAGCUACUUAGGUCCUGGUCCAUUGGUCCCUAACAGCGAUGGUAUUAGUGAUUCAGAUGUGGAUGCUUAUGAGGCUAAGAUAUCCUCUGCUAUAUGUCGAAGAGUCGGCGGUAAUUGGAAAGGUGGUCAUGAUCCAAGUGGUCAUUGUUUCUUGCUUGUUCAUGCGUCGCUUUUCCUCUGGUUUGAACUUUUACCUCUUUCGGUGCUUCAAAUUCGGAAAUUGUAUGAAACUAACCACAUUUUCCAUCAACUUGUCAAUAGUAGUGAGCUUCUCGAAGUUCUUGUCUGCAAAUGGUCAUUUGAUCUUGACUUUGCUACCUUCAGAAACAAGGCCCAGCUGAUGCCUGCUCAUCGUCCAAGUGGAAGAGGUAAGAUUAUGGAAAUCUUGGCGUUCUUGGGCACUCCUCCGGUGGUGACUUGGAUGUUAUUAGGAUUAUGGUCCUGGAUGCUUCUAAUAACUACCAUUUAUUUCCAUUCUUUACCAGAAUUAAUCGGUGGGUUUGCGGCUGGGUAUUUUGAGAUUGUGACAGCCAUUUAUAUGUCGAGAUUUUGUGGUCAAUGA